Messenger RNA from Symbiodinium sp. CCMP2456, 717 nucleotides. NCBI's taxonomy places the organism in Eukaryota, Dinophyceae, Suessiales, Symbiodiniaceae. The record is from the annotation of a GenBank genome assembly.
AUGCGGGCCGAUCGAGAGCUCCGCCACAGCACCGCGGUCGGUCGCGAGGAGGUCACAUCAUUCAAGGAGGCCUUGAGCCGCCAUCAUGGCUUCGAAAUGGAUGGAUUGGCUCAUGCCUUCUGGCGCCGCCCCCUCCUUCCACUGGUCCUGGGCUCGAAACCCGAAGCCGGCGGCCGCGUUGCCGUCAUUGUGAUCCAGCGUGCCUUUGCCCACGGGCGGUCUUUUCUUGAUCUACCGAAGCUCACCGCAAUGGCUUUGGAUCCACUGGUGGUUUCGGACGAAAUAGCAUGGAGAGUUCUGGACGACCUGGAACAACGGCCCUUGCUGCAGCAGGCUGCACUCUUCCGGAGUGCCAACGUCGUGGUCGGCGCAGUCGGGGCAGCCCUUGCCUGGAUGCUACUUAUGGCACCCGGUGGACAAGUUCUGGAAUGGUUGCCCAGAAAUGUGCAGCCAUCACUGUACCGGUGCAGCGAGGCCUGGAACGAGGACAGCCUGGGCAUGUUCGGGGGCCUGGGCCGGCUGGCAGACGUUGACCACGUAUGCCUGCGAAGCGAAGGGGGGCCACUGCAAGUCCCUGCGGCUCAUCUUCACGGAGGACACGCCAGCGGCUUUCUCCGUGGACUUCGAGGCACUCAGACGUGUCGGCUAUGGUGCAGAAGCAGAAGCGCAAGAAGCGGCUGGACUCAAUUUGUCUUUGACACAUCCGGUUGUUUUUAG